Messenger RNA from Lolium rigidum, 1831 nucleotides. RefSeq names its product berberine bridge enzyme-like Cyn d 4. NCBI's taxonomy places the organism in Eukaryota, Viridiplantae, Streptophyta, Magnoliopsida, Poales, Poaceae. Gene Ontology annotation, molecular function: oxidoreductase activity; FAD binding. The record is from RefSeq and is a predicted model, not a curated record. The transcript has a single exon. Bases 17 to 1594 code for a protein of 525 amino acids.
GCAAAAAAGAUCAUCGAUGGCUAUGCUCAAAGGCUCAGCAAUCGCCUUCCUUGUGAGCUGCGUCUCAUGCUACCUGAUCUCGGUCCCUUCCCUAGCUUCCUCUGAUGAGUUCCUGCAAUGCCUACGGGAGAAGAUACCUAGCGAGCUCGUCUACGCGCAGAGCUCCAGCAACUUCACCGACGUGCUGGUCUCCUCCAUCAAGAACCCCAAGUUCUUCACCAACGCCACCGUGAAGCCGGUCUGCAUCGUCACGCCGAGCGACGCCUCCCACGUCCAGGCCGCUGUGCUGUGCGGCCGCAAGCUGAACGUGCGUCUCCGCGUGCGCAGCGGCGGUCACGACUACGAGGGCCUGUCCUACCGGUCGGCAUGUCCCUACGAGGUGUUCGGGGUGGUCGACCUCGCCAAGCUCCGGGCCGUCAGCGUCAACCAGUCCGAGUCCACGGCUUGGGUCGGCUCCGGCGCGACCAUCGGGGAGCUGUACUACGCCAUCGCGAAGAACAACUCGCAGGUCGCGUUCCCGGCGGGGGAGUGCCCGACCAUCGGCGUGGGCGGCCACUUCAGCGGCGGAGGCGUCGGGAUGAUCAUGCGCAAGCAUGGCCUCUCCAUCGACAAGGUCGUCGACGCCAAACUGGUCAACGCCAACGGGGAACUCCUGGACAGGGCCGGCAUGGGGGAGGACCUCUUCUGGGCCAUCCGAGGCGGCGGCGGCGGGAGCUUCGGCGUCGUGCUCUCCUGGAAGGUCCAGCUCGUGCAGGUCCCGCCGACGGUGACGGUGUUCAGCAUCGGGAAGACCCUUGAGCAGGGCGCCAUAGACAUCCUCACCAAAUGGCAAGACGUCGGGCCAUCGCUCCCCUCCGACCUCAACUUAAAGGUGAAAGUGCAGGGGCAGGAAGCACUGUUCAUGGCCCUGUACCUCGGCACGUGCAGCUCCCUCGUGUCGACGAUGGACGAGCAGUUCCCGGAGCUCAACAUGACGAGCACCGACUGCCGGACGAUGACCUGGCUCGAGUCCGCGGCCCUGUCAUUCACGGACAUGAGCAGCACCGGCACGGUUGAGGACGCGCUCCUGAGCAGGGCCCCCAGCAUGAGCAUCUUCACCAAGGGCAAGUCCGAUUACGUCCGGCGCGCCAUCUCCAAGGACGCGUGGAAGAGCAUCUUCUCAUGGUUCGCGAUGAACGGCUCCGGGCUCAUCAUGCUGGAGCCCCACGGCGGGUUCAUGGACACCGUCCCCGCCGCCGCGACGCCGUACCCGCACCGCUGCGGGGUGCUGUACGUCAUCCAGUACAUCGUGUUCUGGCAGGGCGACGGCGGUGCGCCGGCUACGACCUGGCUCGCCAAGUUUUACGACUUCAUGGGGCACCACGUGAGCAAGAAGCCGAGGCAGGCGUACGUCAACUUCCGGGACCUCGACAUCGGCCAGAACCCGGCGGUGGUGGACGGCAACGUAAGCACGUUCGAGAGCGGCAAGGCCUGGGGCGAGCGGUACUUCAUGGACAACUACCAUAGGCUUGCGUCCGUGAAGGCGGCCGUGGAUCCGACAGACUACUUCAGAAACGAGCAGAGCGUCCCGCCGCUGCUCCAUGGAAGCAAGUGAUGAGCUGAGUGCAUGUUUGCAUCCGAGUGAUCCGAUUAGUGAGCUCCAUCCUUCCUGCCUGAUGAUUACUAGUCCAGAUUAGUUUACGAGUUACCGAAUAAACGAGAUCAGGUCGUAUUUUGUCGUUCGUGAUGACUACUGGUUUUGAUAGUGUUUACUUUGUGAUGACUACUGGUUUAUAUAGUGUUUACUUUCCUGAAGAAAUGAGUCGUAGUUGGCUGGAUUGCGGCAUGCGAG